Molecule: messenger RNA, 2465 nt
Organism: Triticum dicoccoides
Lineage: Eukaryota; Viridiplantae; Streptophyta; Magnoliopsida; Poales; Poaceae
Product: phosphoenolpyruvate carboxykinase (ATP)-like
Exons: 12
Coding region: 122-2140 (672 amino acids)
Biological process (GO): gluconeogenesis
Cellular component (GO): cytosol
Molecular function (GO): ATP binding; phosphoenolpyruvate carboxykinase (ATP) activity
Source: RefSeq, a predicted model, not a curated record
CCCUCGCCGGGGCUCUACACAUCUCUCACUAGCUCCUUGUGCCGUCGUGUGCCACCGCCACCACCCCCCUACUGCCUCACGUACCCCUGUUCUCUCCUCUCCUCAAGAAGGCGGGGCGGCCAUGGCGGCGCCGAACGGGCUGGCGCGGAUCGACACGACGCACCCGGAGAAGAAGGCGGCGGCGGCGGCGGCCAAGCACGAGAACGGGAUCUGCCACGACGACAGCUCGGCGCCGGUGCGGGCGCAGAACAUCGACGAGCUGCACUCCAUGCAGCGGAAGCGCUCGGCGCCCACCACGCCCAUCAAGGACACCGGCGCCUCCCCCUUCGCCGUCGCCGUCUCCGACGAGGACCGCCGGAAGCAGCAGCUCCAGUCCAUCAGCGCGUCGUUGGCGUCGCUGACCCGUGAGACCGGGCCCAAGGUGGUGAGGGGCGAUCCGGCCAGGAAGGGCGAGGCCGCCGCCAAGACCAGCGCGCCGGCGGCCGCGCCGCCGCCGCCGCAGCCCCAUCACCACCACCACCACCACGUCGCCCCCACCAUCAGCGUCAGCGACAGCUCCCUCAAGUUCACCCACGUCCUCUACAACCUCUCGCCCGGCGAGCUGUACGAGCAGGCCAUCAAGUACGAGAAGGGGUCGUUCAUCACGGCCACCGGCGCGCUGGCGACGCUGUCCGGCGCCAAGACCGGCCGGUCGCCCAGGGACAAGCGCAUCGUCAAGGACGAGGCCGCGGCGCAGGAGCUCUGGUGGGGCAAGGGCUCGCCGAACAUCGAGAUGGACGAGCACACGUUCCUGACCAACAGGGAGAGGGCCGUGGACUACCUCAACUCCCUGGACAAGGUGUACGUCAACGACCAGUUCCUCAACUGGGACCCCGAGAACCGCAUCAAAGUCCGCAUCAUCUCCGCCAGGGCCUACCACUCGCUCUUCAUGCACAACAUGUGUAUCCGGCCGACGGAGGAGGAGCUGGAGAGCUUCGGCACGCCGGACUUCACGAUAUACAACGCCGGCAAGUUCCCCUGCAACCGCUACACGCACUACAUGACGUCGUCGACGAGCGUGGACAUCAACCUGGGGCGGCGGGAGAUGGUCAUCCUGGGCACGCAGUACGCCGGGGAGAUGAAGAAGGGCCUCUUCGGCGUCAUGCACUACCUCAUGCCCAAGAGGCGCAUCCUCUCCCUCCACUCCGGCUGCAACAUGGGCCGCGACGGCGACGUCGCCCUCUUCUUUGGACUCUCAGGUACUGGAAAGACGACGCUGUCGACCGACCACAACAGGCUCCUGAUCGGCGACGACGAGCACUGCUGGAGUGACAAUGGCGUCUCCAACAUCGAGGGCGGCUGCUACGCCAAGUGCAUAGACCUCUCCCGGGAGAAAGAGCCUGAUAUUUGGAACGCCAUCAAGUUCGGAACAGUGCUGGAGAACGUCGUCUUCGACGAGCACACCCGCGAGGUGGACUACACCGACAAAUCUGUCACAGAGAACACCCGUGCCGCGUACCCGAUCGAGUACAUCCCCAACGCCAAGAUACCGUGCGUCGGGCCGCACCCCAAGAACGUCAUCCUCCUGGCGUGCGACGCCUUCGGCGUGCUCCCGCCCGUCAGCAAGCUGAACCUGGCGCAGACCAUGUACCACUUCAUCAGCGGUUACACUGCUCUCGUUGCCGGUACAGAGGACGGCAUCAAGGAGCCGCAGGCCACCUUCUCGGCCUGCUUCGGCGCGGCCUUCAUCAUGCUCCACCCGACCAAGUACGCCGCCAUGCUCGCCGAGAAGAUGCAGACCUACGGCGCCACCGGGUGGCUCGUCAACACCGGCUGGUCCGGCGGAAGGUACGGCGUCGGCAAGCGGAUCAAGCUGCCGUACACCAGGAAGAUCAUCGACGCCAUCCACUCCGGCGAGCUCCUCACGGCCAACUACCAGAAGACCGAGGUCUUCGGCCUCGAGAUCCCCACCGCCAUCGAGGGCGUGCCGUCUGAGAUCCUCGACCCGAUCAACACCUGGACGGACAAGGCCGCGUACAAGGAGACGCUCCUGAAGCUGGCCGGCCUGUUCGGGAAGAACUUCGAGGUGUUCGCCAGCUACAAGAUCGGGGAGGACAGCACCCUCACCGAGGAGAUCCUCGCUGCUGGACCCAAAGUCUGAUUUCCCAUGAAGCAGAUGAAGAGUGCGAUGUGAAGGAAAUGUGUUUUUUUCAGAAUAAAGCGGUGGUGUGUGUGUGCUGUGUCUAGGUUGAUGAUGAUGAUGACGAAAAUCGGGUCCAUGUGCGGGGGGGUACUAGUAGACUUGGUUCCGUAUAUUUUUCAUGCGCAAUGUUAGUAGUUUCUGUCACAGAUUGGUGCUUGUUUUGGGUAUGUACAGAUGCACUGUGCUUUCAGAUUUGGAACUCGGAUCGGUCUGCCUGAUAUGAAUCGUGUGACCCUAUGUUCUUCCCUGUUAAUGCAUAACGCCAUAUUAUUCUGCUUGGGAA